AUGAGUGAAUCAUUAACACCUGUGGAAGACAGUAUCCGGAUGAUGCUUACGUGCAAAGUGCACAUAGGGACUAAGAAUGUUGAAAAUAAGAUGAAAAGAUAUGUGUACUCGAGGACACAAGAGGGCGUCCAUCUUAUCAACUUAGCAAUGACACUUGAAAAGCUUAAAAUUGCUGCCAGAAUCAUUGUCACCGUCCCCAAUGCGGAAGAGGUUGUUGUCGUCUCUGCUAGGCCCUAUGGUUCAAGGGCUAUACUUAAAUUUUCUAACUAUGUUGGUUCAUAUCCUAUUGCUGGCAGGUGGAUUCCUGGCACGCUUACUAAUCAAAUUACCCAGAAAUUUAUUGAGCCCAGGUUACUGAUAGUAACCGAUCCUAGAACCGAUUGCCAAUCCUUACGUGAAUCAAGUUAUGUAAAUGUGCCUGUCAUAGCCCUAUGUGACACAGAUUCGCCCUUGGACUACGUAGAUGUGGCAAUUCCAUGUAACAAUAAGGGCAAGGAAUCUAUUGCGUUGAUGUACUGGCUAUUGGCUAGGGAAGUUUUGUACCUAAGGGGUCAACUUGAAAGGGGGAUACCCUGGGAUGUGAUGGUUGACACCUUCUUCUGGCGUGACCCUGAGCAAUUUGAGCUCAGGCCCAAAGAGGAGCCUCACCGUCACGCCACUACUACUACCACUACAAUUGCUGAAAAGUAUCCCUCAGAAAUCCAUCAUACACACUCUUCACACGCAGGCCAUUCUACCCACGGACAUGUCGGCACCAAUUCCUUCAUCCAAGAUACCGAAUGGUCCCAGCCGGUGGGUACCAGCUCAUCAGUAGCCUCGGAAUGGAAAAUUGCUAAGGCGGCGGCCGAGGACUGGGGGACCUUUGUCGAGACCAAACCACAAUGGGAUUGA
Molecule: messenger RNA, 891 nt
Organism: Babesia microti strain RI
Lineage: Eukaryota; Apicomplexa; Aconoidasida; Piroplasmida; Babesiidae
Product: small subunit ribosomal protein SAe
Exons: 4
Coding region: 1-891 (296 amino acids)
Biological process (GO): cytoplasmic translation; ribosomal small subunit assembly
Cellular component (GO): ribosome; 90S preribosome; cytosolic small ribosomal subunit
Molecular function (GO): structural constituent of ribosome
Source: RefSeq, a predicted model, not a curated record